UGUGGGGUGCAACAUGGAGACGACUAGUGGAACUGCUGAGCCGGUUUCCGGGGAACUGGUGUCUGUGGCACAUGCUCUUUCUCUCCCAGCCGAGUCUUAUGGCAAUGAUCCUGAUAUUGAGAUGCCUUGGGCCAUGAAAGCAAUGCAGCAUGCUGAAGUCUACUACAAGCUGAUUUCAUCAGUUGACCCACAGUUCCUGAAACUCACCAAAGUGGAUGACCAAAUCUAUUCAGAGUUUCGGGAAAAUUUUGAGAAACUCAGGAUGGAUGUGUUGGAUCCAGAAGAGCUCAAAUCAGAAUCAGCUAAAGAGAAGUGGAGGCCAUUCUGCUUGAAGUUUGACGGGAUUGUAGAAGACUUCAACUAUGGUACUUUGCUGCCACUGGAUUGUUCCCAGGGCUACACUGAGGAAAACACCAUCUUUGCCCCCAGGAUACAAUUUUUUGCCAUUGAAAUUGCUCGGAACCGGGAAGGCUAUAACAAAGCAGUUUACGCCAGUGUUCAUGACGAAGAAGAGAAAGAAGGCAACCAUGGAAGAGAGGAAGGAACUGACAGUGGACGGGCAGAAGAGAAAGGAGCCAACAGAGAAAGAGAAAAAGCAAACACCAGUAAAGGAGAAGAAAAAGAACAAGGAGCCAACAAAGAAAUCAGCAAGAGUGGUGAAACAGCUAUGUAA
Odobenus rosmarus divergens (Pacific walrus) is the source of this 673-nucleotide messenger RNA. RefSeq names its product protein PBDC1-like. Bases 14 to 673 code for a protein of 219 amino acids. NCBI's taxonomy places the organism in Eukaryota, Metazoa, Chordata, Mammalia, Carnivora, Odobenidae. The transcript has a single exon. The record is from RefSeq and is a predicted model, not a curated record.